Tachysurus fulvidraco (yellow catfish) is the source of this 2219-nucleotide messenger RNA. It is a transcript of the gene pheta2, whose product is annotated as PH domain containing endocytic trafficking adaptor 2. Gene Ontology annotation, cellular component: trans-Golgi network; recycling endosome; early endosome. The transcript has 4 exons. Gene Ontology annotation, biological process: receptor recycling; retrograde transport, endosome to Golgi; endosome organization. The record is from RefSeq and is a predicted model, not a curated record. The coding region runs from base 379 to 1212 and encodes 277 amino acids. Lineage: Eukaryota; Metazoa; Chordata; Actinopteri; Siluriformes; Bagridae.
CACAACAACAUUUUCUGGUGCAUGUUAAUUGUUAACAUGUUUAAGUAGUUAACUUUGAUAUAGCUACUAAAAAAAAAACUUAAACAAUGAAGAUCAUGUUUUGUUUUCUGUUAACAUAAACCUUCAGGAAUAGAAACCGAGAAAGAGAAUAAUUGACUUUCAGUCACCGGGCCGUCCCCUGAUAUCCUCGUGUCUCAUCACAGCUACUGUAAAUACCAUUUUACACACAUCCUGGACCAUUUCUUUUUACUUUUAAAGAAAGAACGUUGUCACGACAAUAAGGCAGGAGAAAAGAAAAGUGUCAGAAGAGAAAAGAAAAGAAAAACAACAAAAACUCACUUCAGGAAUAAAGUUUCACAUGACCCAGGUGGCGCUGUGAUGAAGCUCCACCGGAGAAUCUUAACCCACUACCUGUCCUGCACCUCACCGGUGGAUAAAGAGGGAUAUCUUUAUAAAAAGAGAGGGAGAAACACAUCGUACCUGCGCCGCUGGUUUGUCCUGAAGGGGAAUCUGCUGUUCUAUCAGGAUCGUCCGGCUGACCGCCGUCUGCUCGGAGUGAUCGUGCUCGAAGGCUGCGUCGUUCAAACCGAAGAUUCAGACGUCACCUUCUCUCUGGUGUUCACCGGCCCCGGACUUCGCUCCUAUCAGCUCGCUGCAGACGAUCAGCCGAGCAGAAAGAGCUGGGUGAACGCUCUCCUGUCAGCAAGCCACGUCUACAUCUCACUGCUCGUCAGGGACCUUGCACAUCUUUACCAAGAAGCUAAAGAAGGGAAAAGCCUCAGUGAUUCUCCUCAUUCUUCUACAGCGACAGAUUCCUGUGUGAAAAUGUCCAGCUCGGUCAUCGCCGCCUUCUAUGCAGGAUCGCCGUAUUCGUCUCAGAGCUCUGCACUGACACACAGAGACACGAGAAGCUACAGUACGAGCCACGCCUACCCCGGACACCACGCCCACCACGCCCCAUCCGUGCCAAACAGAUCAGCUAAUAAACGAUCACCGAAACACUGGCCCAAAAGAAACGCCCACGUCACGCCUCUAAACGGCCCCGCCCCCAAAUACGGGGAGUGGCCUUUGGUUGGAUUCGACCCGAUGGACGAAUUUGUUAAACUUCACGAGUAUUACGGAAACGAGGUGAAGCAGGUCAGAGCUGAUUGGCUGAAGAAGAAACAGCAAGAGGCGGGACAUGUCGAAGAAGAUCUUAUCAAAUUAGUGUGAUGUGAUGUAACUCAUCCUCACACAAAAUAACAGAUACUUUAACGCUAAGAUCUAAACACCAUCGUAUCGAUGCUCCAUUGAGGAACGACCGAAGGAAGCGAGACUUUCCAGUCGCGGUGCGACUUUUACAGAAAACGAUCAUGAAGAUCUUCUCUCUUCCUGUUCUGAACAACUCAGCACACCACUUCUUCAUUUCUGUUCUCCAAACUCAAAAGGAAACGAGAAACGUAAUGCAAAUAUCGACUCAUUUAAACCGAGGGCACGACUGCGUUCAUUUUCAUCUCAACAUGCGGUAACAAAGUCGAGACAACCAUUAGACCUAAUUCAGAAGGCGUGACGUGAUUUUAAUACGUGGGAACGUUUUUCAUUACGGUUCCUUUAACUAACAUUAUUUAACUAAACAUUAACUUCAUUGUCAGAUUGAGAUGAACACAAUAAAUAACACCCGCGGUACAUAACACGUAAUAAGUGAAGGCUAGAGUGAAAAUUCAACAUGAAGCGAUGUCAGGGGUCCAAGCACCGCUCAGAGACGCAGCAGGAACAUGACAUCAGCUUAAUGAGACAAAUAAAUGCAUAAUAAGACCUGACUAAAAUGUUGAUAUAAAAAAAAAGAGAUUUCGAAACACGCUGAAAGUGAAUUUGAAACCGAUUGUAACAGUCAGACCAGAUAUGUACAUAUGGUGUAAAAAUGGUAGCUAUAACCUUUAAUCAAGUGUUCUUAACCUUGCAGCUUUUAAACAAACUUUAAUGAACAUGUCUUGGAUGUUUAUUAGGUGUGAAUGAAAUUUCUGGCUUGAUGGCUGCUUUUCUCCAAGUUUGGAUUCGCUCCAAAUAACAUGUACAGGUUGAGGCCCGGAGACCUUUAAUCUACAGUAUUACGUUUAUUAAAGGUGCGGUGCACGAUGUUGGAAAAAUGCUUCAGAAAACUGAGUCGCCCGACAAACAAAACAAACGUGUAGCCAAUGAGCAUAAAGGGGCGUGUCUUAUUAAUAUUCAAUUCAAUUCAA